Molecule: messenger RNA, 2832 nt
Organism: Periconia digitata
Lineage: Eukaryota; Fungi; Ascomycota; Dothideomycetes; Pleosporales; Periconiaceae
Source: the annotation of a GenBank genome assembly
UCUCUGCCCUGUCACUCUCUGACGAAACACUCUUUUCUGCUUGCUUGCUUGCUUGCUUGCUGCCCAGCUCUCUUUGGCCUCUGCUCUUGCCGUGCCUGGUCGGCCGCUCCACCUAUACAGCCCAACUGACGGAAUCGUUGCCGCAUGGCUUGAGCGUUUUUUCCCUUUGACCAAAAAAAAACCAUGGACGGCGGUGAUCCGGCAAUGCCCACCUCCAAGAGGCCCCGUUUGGAUUCGGCCAAUACCGCGUAUAUCGCUGGUCAUCCCCCUCCACCAACAACCCAACCUGCCCAUUCUUCUGCCCAAUCCAGUCGCCAUUCCUCCCUCUCGACGCCUGUCCACCCGUCUCCUCCACCGAACCGUCACUAUCCUCCUCCACCACCACCACCACCACCUCAUCACCCUCAUCCUCCGCCUCCACCGCACUCCCGGCCGCCUCACCAACCCUACUCUCUACCUGCGCCUCCUCCACCUCCUCCACCUCAGUACCCCCAGCAUCAUCAACCGCAACAGCAGCAGCAGCAGCAACAUCAGUCUCCUUCUCAUCCUCAACUACCCCACCCUUCCAAGCUGCCUCCUCCGAAUCCGAGUCACCGCAUUAAUGGCCUUUCAGGCACUCCAGUGACCCACUCGGUGAGAGUCUCUCAGGACAACAUCGACACAUAUCGCCCGUCACCUACACCACAGCCGACUUCAGCACCCGAGCCCCCACCUUCCAGGGCGCACAGCGUCCACGAGGAUCCUAGGAUGGCCAACACCAAUCCUUCGAGCCCGUGGCACGCGAACUCAGAUCCCCGCAAUGGACAUCCAAUUCCAAAUGGAUAUCACACCAUGAGUCCCCCCAAUCAGGUCGAGCAGCCCUUCCAAGCCCCACCUACACAGCCGGGUCAACAUUAUGCGCCGCCCCCUCCCGUUGGUGGAUACAACCCAUCCUCUUACAUGUCGCCGCAGUAUGCUUCAGGAUCCGCCCAAGUGAGAAGGAAACAAGUUCGAGCUACCCAAGCCUGUAACCAUUGCCGCUCGCGGAAGCAGAAAUGUGACGAGGCCAGGCCAUGCCAAUUUUGUCGCGAAAACAACUUCGAUUGCCAGUAUAAAGACGUUCCAGUUCCAAAACAGGAUCGUACCAUGAUGCAGCUGCAGGAGGGUCAGAAUGAGAUCGCUGCAACGCUCAAGAGCUUUAUUGACAGUUUCAACGUCUGGAAACAGAACAUUGAAACUCGAUUACCACCAACCAAUGGUAGCGAUGGUUUGACCAUGAGCAUGGAGCAACCGUCUCCGAGCAACACCUUUGACGCUCGAGGUUCCAUGAGCGAACGGCGCACCUCCCAAAUGCCUACUCCUGUCCAGCCACGAUCGCAGUUGAGCCGUGUCAACAGCAUGAAAACAGAGUCGCCAAACGCCAUGAACUCGCACAUAUCGCCUGUACCUACUACUGCCUCCACCCCCAUCAAGCAAGAGGCGCCUGCUCCAACAUUCCAACCACCCCCUACACCCGUUGGGAGCGUACAUCGUUCCCAAUCUGCUGGUGAUAACCCUGAGGGGCUGCAGAGCGACCACACGACCCCGGCCCAUAUGCUGCUGCCUCGGCUGGCUGCGCAGUGGAACCUAGAUCAACGAAUUCCCGAGCUUAAAUGGCUUACAGACAUCGGCAAACUCAUCACGGACUACCCUCUGCACUAUGAGCAGGAUCGAGGAUUGCUUCGUGUUUGGGGGGUCGGCGAGGGUCACGAUCUGCAAGACGGCGUACAAGGGGUUGCGAGCCCAGCAAGCCACUAUGAUUCAGAAGCUGCGUCGCCUGCAACGCAGCCUCAGAGAGAAUCAUCAGUGUAUGGUCCACCCGUCGAUCAAUCGAGCCCCAGUACCGUCAGUGGCGAUACCAUUCAAGAUUCUGUUGGCGGUUUGGGCCCGGAUGGCAGACCCGACUUCAGGCAAGCAACUUUAAAGAAGCUUCACAAGGAAUACGAAAAUCACAUCCAUGUUCUGCAUCCUUUUAUGAACCCCUACCAACUAGAGAAGAUGAUCACCGAGUUCGGUGCGGUAUAUAGCCCUGAGGCCAGGGCCACCCAGACCACCAUGUCACCCGCUGCUGUGGAACGCCUCCAUCCGACUGGCGUGAAGAGGAAACGAUCCAACAGCAUAUACCUCGAAAACCAAGAGCUCUACCCCAAAGGAUACGUCGCAAAGUCACUACGCAAUGGCAUCGUUCUACUUGUGCUCGCACUCGGCAAAGUCUGUGAAUACAAGGGACCUCUACCCAGCCCUCAUUCGGACAGAAAUCCUCUGGGUAAUGGAGCUGGCAGCUUCUACCGUGAUUCACCACGGUCAUACAACGGCAGCUUCCACAGUGAUGAUGGCGACGCCAGACAAAGGAACCUUGAUAUUAUCCCGGGAAUGGCCUACUUCUCGCUGGCAACCGAUAUCAUGGGCAACAACACUGCUGGAAACACGGUUGCGCAUGCACAAGCCAACCUUUUGGCAGCAUUGUAUAUUGCUCAGUUUGCCCGCGUCAUGGAAAGUUGGAGCUGGAUCAGCAAUGCCUGCAGAAUAGCUCUGGUCCUGAUCAAGGCUGAUUAUACGUAUAUCAACCGAGAUCUUCUCCUCCGAAAUGAGCAGGGGCAGACCCCGGCUACGGCCCCCUCUCCACUUCCAACCGUCCCUCGCAAAGAUCGUCAUCGAUUGAACCUCGUCAAAGUCAUCUAUUACACUUGCCUGCAGUUGGAAACGGACAUAUUGGCGGAGUUGAGCACCUUGCCUCCUACGGGCGGAGCUUGCGCCGGACUCUGAUCUAACCUUCUUCAUCUAUUCCGGCAUGAUCUCUCUGCGUGUUCUCCU